AUGACAACGCCACGCCCUUUGACCAAUAUGGCAACCAACCCCGAUCACGUCAUCUUCGUCGCCAGAAGCUCGAUCGACCGAAACCAGAUGACCAGCCAGAGAAGAGAGAGCGACGCCGACCUACGCAUCAGCCUCGAAUACACCAGAGCAUGUUUCGAACAGGCUUACGGGCCCAUCAGGGGAAUCUGCGAAUUCCACACCUUUGCCUGGCCUUCCUACCUCGAGCUCCCCCCAUCCAGCGAAACCGUUCGCUUCUUCGCCCGCCGUACCGCCGCCCUGAAUAUCAUGAAUCGAAAUAUGAUGGUCGUACUCAACGGCUGGGACGGGCUUACCUCUUGCGGGCCAACCUUCACUACGUUGUUCAGAGAGCAUGCUUCUCGAAUCACGAUUCGCGUCUUCGCUGAUCAACCGCGGUCGUUCUACCAGGUUAACGUGGCGCAGAUCUUUGAGCUGUUCGAUGGCAAUAUCCUCAUCAAUCCGUACCUCGAAGGCAUGAGCCAUGAUCUUGAUGACGGGGUACUGAGUAUUCUGGCCAACAUGGAGGCCCAGCUGGAAUACUCCACGGCGUUGUUCUAUCGCUACUUCAGGGCAUUCGGAGUGCUUCAACUCAACUAA
Molecule: messenger RNA, 615 nt
Organism: Penicillium cataractarum
Lineage: Eukaryota; Fungi; Ascomycota; Eurotiomycetes; Eurotiales; Aspergillaceae
Exons: 1
Coding region: 1-615 (204 amino acids)
Source: RefSeq, a predicted model, not a curated record